AAGCUUCAUUACACGACCUUUUCCCUCACCAUUAUUUCUAGCAAAGAUGGUUGGAUUUGUCUAUUCAUCACCUCACCACAAAGGAGAUCAAAAGGCUAUAGAAAAAAUUAAGAACAAAAAGACCAUAAUUUAUCCAAAAGGCUUAGACAUCACAUGGGGCAAGGACGACCGAUACUGGCGCUUGCCUAGCCGAUACCGAAACACGAAGGACCCAAGCGCAGCUGCGGAGCUGCUGCAAGUGUCGUGGCUCGAGGUGACAUGCUCAACCAACAACAUCGAGGCUGGAAAAAGCUAUAGAGUUGGCUUCAACGUAUCGAUGGCACCAGCGGCUUUUGGAUGGAAAGGGUGUAACGUUUACAUUAUGGCUAAGAUUGGGAAGGCAGGGAAAUUUGUGUACAAAAAGAUGUCGCUAGAGAACAAAUGUUCUGUUCCAAAUAAGUUUAGUAUGCCAGAGGAGGAUCUUAUUAUCACUGUGAAACCUCCACCGAGUUCACUAGGAGACUAUUGUCUGUACUUCGGAAUGUACGAGGUUUGGAAUGGGAGGUGGAAGGGUGGACUCAUGAUCCACCAUGCAUUUGUUGAGAAGGUUAACAACUAGUAUCCAUCAUCUCCCUCGGAUAAAGAUAUCUAGUCAUAAAUUAUAGU
This is a messenger RNA of Cucurbita maxima (winter squash), 645 nucleotides long. Its product is annotated as protein PHLOEM PROTEIN 2-LIKE A9-like. The coding region runs from base 47 to 598 and encodes 183 amino acids. The transcript is spliced from 3 exons. The record is from RefSeq and is a predicted model, not a curated record. Lineage: Eukaryota; Viridiplantae; Streptophyta; Magnoliopsida; Cucurbitales; Cucurbitaceae.